AUGUCUCUGAUUGGCCCACGAAAGAUGCCACCAAAAGGAUUUGCCUUUGGUCUGCUGCUCCUGCUGUUCUGCGUGACACAACACGGCCAGAUGGCGCAAGCAGUCGAUGCCUGUGGCACCAGCGGCGUGUGCGACUGCUCGGGAACUAUUGUCGCUUGCAUGAGCAAAUCUCUCUCGACCAUUCCAAGCGGCAUCCCAGUCACCACAACGAGCCUGUCGCUGUCCAUCAACCAGAUCACCAGCAUUCCCGCCUCUGCAUUCGCAAACUUGACUGCGCUGACUGAACUGGAUCUGACCGUCAACCAGAUCACUGACAUUUCUGCAAACGCUUUCGCAGGCCUGGCUGCGUUGACUAUGCUGUUUCUACCCGGCAACAACAUCACCGGCAUUCCCGCAAACGUAUUCGCAGGCUUGACUGCGCUGCUAGUCUUGAAUCUAUCCGGCAAUCAGCUCGCAAGCAUUCCCGCAGACGCAUUCACAGGCCUGACUGCGCUGCAAACUUUAAAUUUGCAAUCCAACCAGAUCACCAGCAUUUCUGCGGCAGGAUUCGCGGAUCUUGCUGCGCUAAAGUCCUUAGGGCUAUCGGGCAACCGCCUUGGCAGCAAUCUCGCGAAUGCGUUCACAAACCAGUCUGCCCUUGGGUUCAUAGACCUAUCCAACAAUCAAAUUACCAGCCUGUUGGCAGACGCAUUCACAGGCUUAGCGGCGUUGAAUACCUUGUUUCUAUCCAACAACAACAUCACCAGCAUUCCCGCAAAUGCAGUCACAGGCCUGACUGCGCUGAAAUACUUGGACGUAUCUGGCAAUCAGUUCACCAGCUUUCCAGCCUCUUCCUUUGCAGGCCUGACUGCGCUGACUUACUUGUCUCUGUCCAACAACCAGGCCACCAGCAUUUCCGCCUGGGCAUUCACAGGCCUGACUGCUCUGACAAGUUUGCAGCUAUCCAACAACCAGUUUACCGACAUUUCUGCAAACGCAUUCGCAGGCCUGCCUGCCCUGAUGGAAUUGGGUCUGGCAGGCAACCAGCUCACCAGCAUUCCCACCUCUGCAUUGUUGGACCUAACUUUACUGAAUUUCCUAUCUCUAAGCGCCAACCAGAUCACCAGCAUUCCUGCCUCUGCAUUCACAGGCCUGACUGCGUUGUUUUCCUUGAUUUUAUCCCGCAACCAGCUCACCAGCAUUCCCGCCGCUGCAUUCUCAGGCCUAACUUUGCUGAAUAUCUUGAGUUUGGAUACCAAUCCCUUUACCACUCUGCCGCCCGGACUGUUUCAGGGCUUACCAAAUGACAUCGAUUUGUCGUUGUAUUACGAGUCUCUAAGCCCCAACAACUUUAGCUUUGGUGAGAACACUGUCGCUCCGCCCAGCACAUACGGCAGCGCAGACGAACCGUACCCAUGUGAUACAUCCUGUGCCACCUGCUAUGACGCUGGGUCUGGUGCGUGUUGCGGAGCCAAGUGUCUGAUCUGCACCUCCUCCACAACGUGUGCUCAGUGCUAUGAAGGUUAUGGCAUGCUGAACGGCUCAUGUGUUACACUCGCCUCCAUCGCUUCUGCUGCGAGUGCGUCGUCCGCCUGGCACACCUCUGCUGCUUCUGCAGCCUCAAACGCUCCGAACAAUACCAGCGAUGACCCAUCGCCCCUCCCCAUCAUUCUCGGUGCCAUUGGCGGCCUGCUGGUUUUGUUGUUGUUGGCUGCGCUGUUUGUGGUUCUUCGACGCCGUCAAGGACGCAAGCCAACACCUGGUUCCGAUCGGGCUCGCCAGUCGGUGGAUCACGUCGGCGUGGUGAAUCUCACGUACAACGCUUUGCUCACAAACAGCGGCGACAAUGGCUUGUACGAGCAGGUUGAUUCAAAGCCCCAGGCUCCUACGGGUUCGUCGGAACUGCUGUAUGCCGAGGCAUCUGUGCCUGCAUACAGCACAGUGAAAGCCACGGGUAGCAGUGGUAUCGAGUACGCCGAUCCGUCGCUGCCCGAUGCGUCUUCUGUUCGUGUGUCGAGCGCGUCUGCUCCAACCACUUACGCGACGGUCGUGGUUGUGCCUUCCACGCAGACCGAGAAUGGCGACUAUGCGUCUAUCGCAAACUAA
Messenger RNA from Capsaspora owczarzaki ATCC 30864, 2085 nucleotides. RefSeq lists its product as hypothetical. Gene Ontology annotation, molecular function: protein binding. The transcript has 17 exons. The record is from RefSeq and is a predicted model, not a curated record. The coding region runs from base 1 to 2085 and encodes 694 amino acids. Lineage: Eukaryota; Filasterea; Ministeriida; Capsasporidae.